AAACAGCACGGAAAUGACCCUUGUUACAGGACAGGUGCAGGGAACAACAUUGCAGGAAGGCGCUUAGUAGGGGAAUCCAAUUGUUGCAGCUUUUACUCUGUAUGUGGUCACCACUCCUUAUUACACCUGAUGGACUUGCAAAAGUAGGGCAGUUGGGUGUGUCAUUAUAGGCUGUAAUGGACGCCCAUCACUUAAGGAUCAUUUCACCUUGUGAAUAAGGAAGUAGAUCAUAUCGACAGAAAUUGGGUUGAAACUGAAGGGUUAGAGGCCCCAAUGGGAGAUUGGAGAUCACCACCUGCAACCACGUCUCCCAGAGCAGCCAGGUGGCCAGGUUCGUCCCUGAGGAGGGGAUAUUGUGUGCAUGUUCUCAGACGGAUUUGUGUGGCCUCUGUGUCUGUUUUGAUUCUCAGUGGACUUUACUUCUUCUACUCCCCGGGUGGGUUUGCGCCGGACCCGGAUCCUUACGGCGGGGGCGCAGUAACGAUCCUGAUCUGGACCCAUCCGUUCCUUGUCUACGAACCACUUCCGGACUGCUCUGAGCAGUUUGGGAUCGAUGGCUGCGUGCUGACGGAUGACGCGCGCCAGUACCGGCAGGUGGAAGCGGUGCUCGUCCACCACCGGGAGAUCAGCUCCGGCGCCGCGGCGCUGCCGCCAGAGCCGCGGCCGAGCGCGCAGAAGUGGAUAUGGAUGAACUACGAGUCCCCCACGCACACGCACAGGACGUGGCUCGUGGACGGUGCGUUUAACCUCACGAUGAGCUACCGGACGGACUCGGACAUCUUCCUGCCCUACGGAUACCUGGUGCCGCAGGCGCGCAGCAGAGCCGCCGGGCGCGCCGGCGCACUCUCCCGGCCGUCCCGCCCGCGGCGCCGCUUCGUGGCGUGGGUCAUCAGCAACUGGUCGGAGACCCACGCACGCGUGGCCUUUUACUACCAGCUCCGCAGGUACAUCCGCAUCGACGUGUUCGGGCGCGCCGGCAGGCCGCUGCCGAAGGGCGCGGGCAGCGUGGUGCGCGUCCUGGGGGAGUACCAGCUGUACCUGGCGCUGGAGAACUCGCUGCACCGCGACUACAUCACGGAGAAGCUGUGGAACGCCGUGCGGGCCGGGGCCGUGCCGGUGGUGAUGGGGCCCCCCAGGGCCAACUACGAGCGCUUCCUGCCCCCCGAGGCUUUCAUCCAUGUGGACGACUUCCCGUCCGUGAAGCAGCUGGCCCGGUACCUGCUGGCGCUGCGGCGCCAGCCGGCGCGCAUCAGGCGGCACCUGGAGUGGAGGCGCGGAUACAGCCUCCAACAGCCGGACUUCUGGGGCCAGCACUACUGCACGGCCUGCAGGGCGGUGAGGAGGGCCAGGGGGAAGACGGACGUGGUCCGAGACCUGCCGCGGUGGUUUGAGUCGUGAAGAAGGCACCUGUGGAAACGUAAUAAGCCUGAAUUAUGGGUCCACGUUAAAUCGACGCAGAGCCUACGCCGUAGGGUUACGGCGUAGGGUACGGCGUAUGGUACGCGUUGGUGUAACGCGGAACCAUAAAUCAGCCUUUAUGAGAGACGGACUCACUGUCUCACAGCUGCUGCUUCCAAAGUUUACAAUUUAAAUCCACGUAUUGUUUGUGGAGAAUCAGUUCAGUUAUUUAUUUUCAUGUGAUUUUUCAUAAAUGAUGAUGAAUGAUUUUUUGACUUGAGUUUUAAAUAAAACUAAAUGAAUAUUUUCUUAUACUAAUAUCGCUGCUUUUCAUGUCCCCGUACUGUCAGGUGGUCCCACCAGCCAAGUCACGUGGGUUUGAUUUGCACUUGCACAGUCAGUUCUAUAUUGCUAUAUUUUGAGAUUUGUUUGUUGUUUUCUUCACAACUUGCAUAGUUAAGCUACUGGAUUGAUUGAUUGAUUGAUUGAUUGAUUGAUUGAUUGAUUGAUUCAUUCAUUCAUUCAUUCAUUCAUUCAUUCAUUCAUUCAUUCAUAGCAAUCAAAUUCUGCUUUCACCUUUAAAUUUUGAAGGGGGGGUGAUUCAAAUAUGAAUUAUAAUCAUUAUAAUCAAUAUCAAAUGACCACAAUCUAAAAUACCUCGGUUUCUGGAAGUGUCAAUGUUUUUAGCACUAAUCAAUAAUUUAAAAUGUUUCUUAUUUGUAAAUAAAUAAAUUAAAUAUGGAAAAGAUCUAGUACAGGGCAGGCACCUUGUCUACACUGUGAACAAAUAACCAUAAUAAAUGCUCAUCUCAUGCUAUGUAGUACAAUAAUAAAACUGAUGUACUGUUGACUUAAUACCAUACAUGGGUGAUGGUCAUGCCACAGUUCACCACACAUCCCUGAAAUAGCCCUUGGCUUUGUGUCAGCUUGUCAUGACCUGGUUGUUUGCAAUGCUGUUCCUGAUCUAAAUAAAUGAUUUUGAAGGUGAUGUUCUGCCACAGUCCCGUUUGGUCUU
This is a messenger RNA of Cololabis saira (Pacific saury), 2413 nucleotides long. Its product is annotated as alpha-(1,3)-fucosyltransferase 4-like. The transcript has 2 exons. Gene Ontology annotation, molecular function: alpha-(1->3)-fucosyltransferase activity. Bases 274 to 1398 code for a protein of 374 amino acids. The record is from RefSeq and is a predicted model, not a curated record. Gene Ontology annotation, cellular component: membrane. Lineage: Eukaryota; Metazoa; Chordata; Actinopteri; Beloniformes; Belonidae.